Bipolaris sorokiniana ND90Pr is the source of this 1973-nucleotide messenger RNA. RefSeq lists its product as uncharacterized. NCBI's taxonomy places the organism in Eukaryota, Fungi, Ascomycota, Dothideomycetes, Pleosporales, Pleosporaceae. The transcript has 4 exons. Bases 305 to 1696 code for a protein of 463 amino acids. Gene Ontology annotation, cellular component: cytoplasm. The record is from RefSeq and is a predicted model, not a curated record. Gene Ontology annotation, molecular function: identical protein binding; pyridoxal phosphate binding; L-ornithine transaminase activity.
CGUGCCUCCCGUGGUCACGAGCCAAUGGCGGCGGCGCUAUAGCGGUGACCCGCCCGCAACCGAGGCGCUCGUUGGUCGCGUUCCUCUAAAGGCAUCUUGAGGCGAUAGCACCAGUUGUUCUUACGGAGGCCAUCUCCUAAGUACAGUUGGAGGCGAUUCACGGCACAGCAGUCAAACCACCGAGGAAAUAAGAAAUCUGUCUGGUCCGCCCUUUUCCUUUGCCCACAAACCUAUUUGUUGCUCCCUCAACUCGUCCCAGGACAUACUUCCCCACUACCCCACGCUCACACAUACACCCUUCACCAUGGCUCCAGGCGCAGUCCAGAACGACACGACCAGUGCACACAAUAAUGUCACCAUCUUGAAGCCAACUGCCCGCUCUUUUCACCCCACCGGCACACCAGACCCCGCCAGGUACCACUCUGCGUCGUCACAGGCGGCCAUCAAGUCCGAGUCCGACUUUGCAGCUCACAACUACCACCCUCUGCCUAUCGUGUUUGCCAGAGCGAGUGGCUGCAGCGUCUGGGAUCCUGAGGGCAAACAUUAUCUCGACUUCCUCUCUGCAUACAGCGCCGUCAACCAAGGUCACUGCCACCCGGAACUCGUCAAGGCCUUGACUGAGCAGGCAUCGCGCUUGACACUCAGCAGCCGUGCAUUCUACAAUGACGUCUUCCCCCGCUUUGCUGAGUAUGCGACGAAACUGUUUGGCUUUGACAUGAUCCUGCCCAUGAACACAGGUGCCGAAGCCGUCGAGACAGCCGUCAAGAUUGCUCGCAAGUGGGGAUACAAGGUCAAGGGCAUUCCGCAGAACGAAGCGUUGGUCUUCUCUGUGCAGGAAAAUUUCCACGGUCGGACAUUUGCCGCUAUUACCAUGUCCACAGACCCCGAGUCUCGUGAGAACUAUGGACCAUAUCUUCCUGGAAUCGGAAGUGUCUGCCCUGUCACAGGCAAGCCGAUUCGCUACAACAAUGUCGACGAUGUUCGUGAGACGUUAGAAAAGCAUGGAAAGAACACUGCUGCUUUCCUCGUCGAACCCAUCCAGGGCGAGGCCGGUAUCGUGGUCCCAGAUGAUAGCUAUCUGCGCGAAGUGAGAGCGCUUUGCGACAAGCACAAUGUGCUCCUCAUCUGCGAUGAAAUCCAGACAGGCAUCGCGCGAACAGGCAAGAUGCUCUGCCAUGAGUGGAGUGGUAUCAAGCCCGACUUGGUCCUUCUCGGCAAGGCUAUCUCCGGUGGCAUGUACCCUGUCUCGUGUGUUCUAGGUUCCAAGGAAGUUAUGCUUACCAUUGAGCCUGGUACACACGGUUCAACAUAUGGCGGUAAUCCUCUCGGCUCCGCUGUCGCGAUCCGGGCGCUUGAGCUCAUCGAAGAAGAAAACAUGAUUGAGCGCGCAGAAACGCUUGGUAACAAGUUCCGUCAAGGACUUCAAGACAUCAACAACCCGAUGAUCAAGACGAUUCGUGGCAAGGGCUUAUUGAACGCCAUCGUCAUCGAUGAGAGUAGGACGAACGGACACAGCGCUUGGGAUCUCUGCAUGCUCUUCAAAGAGAAGGGACUAUUGGCGAAACCUACACACCAGAACAUUAUCCGCCUUGCGCCACCGCUGGUCAUCACUGAACAAGAGAUUGAGUCGGCCCUGUCAAUCAUCAAGGAGGCCAUGGAGGAGCUGUCUACACUGAAGGGCAAAACGGAGGAAUAGGUUCUUAGAUAUCUGGUUGAGCCGGAUACGAGCGAUUACAGGUGAGUGAACUAGUUAGAAGUGCGGCACCAAAGUUUAGGAUACCCUUGGUAGAAGUUUGUGCGAGUGUAGUUGUUACAGUUUGUUGUACGCGAGCGCAUACGUUGUAUGUUCGGGUGUUUUGAACCGAGUGACAUAGACGUUGGGACUGAAACGGCUACUAGACGAUAUUGGGCAUUAAUAGAAUACACCUAGCUUGCGGGUCAUCACCCGUUUGGGCUUUAUUCUUAAACCGAGC